Molecule: messenger RNA, 632 nt
Organism: Pseudopipra pipra
Lineage: Eukaryota; Metazoa; Chordata; Aves; Passeriformes; Pipridae
Gene: LAMTOR2
Product: late endosomal/lysosomal adaptor, MAPK and MTOR activator 2
Exons: 4
Coding region: 96-473 (125 amino acids)
Biological process (GO): positive regulation of TOR signaling; cellular response to amino acid stimulus
Cellular component (GO): Ragulator complex
Molecular function (GO): molecular adaptor activity; guanyl-nucleotide exchange factor activity
Source: RefSeq, a predicted model, not a curated record
GACCCGGCCGGGAACUACAGUCCCCGGGAUGCUCCGGGCGCGGCGCGACCCCGCGCCGGCCCCGCGUCGGCCCCGCCCGCGCAGCCGGGGCGGCCAUGCUGCGGCCCAAGGCCCUGACGCAGGUGCUCAGCCAGGCCAACACCGGCGGCGUCCAGAGCACGCUGCUCCUGAACAAUGAGGGGUCCUUGCUGGCCUACUCUGGCUAUGGGGACACCGAUGCCAGGGUCACCGCGGCCAUCGCCAGCAACAUCUGGGUGGCCUACGACAAGAAUGGGCACCAGGCGUUCAAUGAGGACAACCUCAAAUUCAUCCUCAUGGACUGCAUGGAGGGGCGAGUGGCCAUCACACGGGUGGCAAACCUGCUGCUCUGCAUGUAUGCCAAGGAAACAGUGGGAUUUGGGAUGCUGAAGGCCAAGGCGCAGGCGCUGGUGCAGUACCUGGAGGAGCCACUCACACAGGUGGCCGCAUCCUGAGCAGGGCAGCAGAGGGCUCUGAGGUGCUGCCAGGCUUUGACACCAUCACUGGCGUGGGUGGAGGGUGAGCGGCCCCAUGAGCAUCCCAGAGCUCUGAUGUGGCCUUAAAAAUAAGGUGGGGGGAGCACAAAAGCUGGGGGUAAUAAAAAUGUGUCUGAU